CACUCAUAUUCUCAACUCUCAUUUUCUUCUUUCUCUCUCUUUGCAAGCUAGCUAGCUUCCAAAAGACAUGUCUGGCGUUUGGGUGUUCAAGAACGGGGUCGUCCGCCUCGUCGAGAACCCAGCCGCAGAAUCGUUGGGCGCGAGCUCCCGCGGCCGGAAGGUGCUGGUUCACACUUCAAGCAACGAAGUUGUUACGUCAUACGCCGUGCUCGAGCGGAAGCUGCUGUCGCUUGGGUGGGAGAGAUAUUACGACGACCCGGACCUCCUCCAGUUCCACAAACGGGGCACCGUCCACCUCAUCUCCCUCCCCAAGGAUUUCAACAAGUUCAAGUCCAUGCACAUGUACGACAUCGUCGUUAAAAACCGCAACGUGUUCGAAGUUAGGGAUAUGUAG
Corylus avellana is the source of this 394-nucleotide messenger RNA. Its product is annotated as flowering-promoting factor 1-like protein 3. NCBI's taxonomy places the organism in Eukaryota, Viridiplantae, Streptophyta, Magnoliopsida, Fagales, Betulaceae. Gene Ontology annotation, biological process: regulation of flower development. The record is from RefSeq and is a predicted model, not a curated record.